GCAAGAUGACUCCUCUCUCGUCAUUUCCGGUUUUGACGACGAACACCCGGCGCACUUCCUGUCCGAGCCUCCACCCGCGAUGACGGACGCAUACAAACGUCGCGGCGCCACAAACUCGUCGCCUGAAAGAGGAGCGUCCCUCGGAGCCCAAAAUGAGACUUUUAGCGACGAGUCGACGGCGUUUCACAAGCUGCUGGCGGCCGCUUUUUACGGCCUUAGUUCCUUCCUCAUCGUGGUUGUCAACAAAAGUGUCCUCAGCAGCUACAGGUUCCCCUCCUCCAUGUGCCUGGGACUGGGCCAGAUGCUGGCCACUGUGGUGGUGCUGAGGACUGGCAAAGUGCUGGGAAUCAUCUCCUUUCCUGACAUGGACCUGACUAUUCCACGCAAGGUGUUUCCACUGCCACUGCUCCAUGUGGGCAAUCAGAUGUCUGGACUGUUGGGGACACAACGUCUCAACUUACCUAUGUUCACAGUCCUACGGAGGUUCAGCAUCUUGUUCACCAUGGUGUGUGAAGUCAUCUUGCUCAGGAAGUGGUACUCACGGAGCAUCCAAGUCAGCGUGGUGACCAUGUUGCUGGGAGCUGGGAUUGCUGCCAGCACCGACCUCACCUUUGACACACCAGGAUACACCUUCAUCAUGAUCAACAACCUGCUGACUGCAGCCACUGGUGUUUAUGUCAAGAAGAAACUCAACUCACAGGACUUGAACACCUUUGGACUGCUGUACUACAACGCUGUCAUCAUGGUCCCGCCCACACUGGUCUACACCUGGUACACAGGAGACCUGGCCAAGGGUCUGGACUUCCCAGGAUGGUCUGACUGGAUGUUUGCUACACAGUUUUUCCUCUCGUGUGUCAUGGGGUUUGUGUUGAUGCUGUCUGUGAUGACGUGCACGCACCACAACUCUGCUCUCACCACCUCCAUCGUGGGCUGCGUCAAGAAUGUUCUGGUCACCUACGUGGGGAUGGUCCUGGGUGGGGACUACAUCUUCUCCUGGACUAACUUCCUUGGUUUGAACGUGAGCAUCGCAGGAAGUCUGUUGUAUUCUCACCUCACCUUCACACAGCAAAGUAAGAACACUUGAUGAUGAUGAACAUGUGCUUGAGUACAUUUGAUGAUGAUGAUGAACAUGUGCUUGAGUACAUUUGAUGGUGAUGAUGUGCUUGAGUACAUUUGAUGGUGAUGAACAUGUGCUUGAGUACAUUUGAUGGUGAUGAUGAACAUGUGCUUGAGUACAUUUGAUGAGGAACAUGUGCUUGAGUACACUUGAGGAUGAGGAACAUGUGCUACAUUUGAUGAUGAGGAACAUGUGCUUGAGUACAUUUGAUGAUGAUGAACAUGUGCUUGAGUACAUUUGCUGAUGAUGAACAUGUGCUUGAGUACACUUGCUGAUGAUGAACAUGUGCUGACUUGCAACAGAAAAGGUGUGAAGCAAAAGUCCAUCUUGUUUGUCUGGAAAGAUUAAAAUGACUUUUGA
Molecule: messenger RNA, 1477 nt
Organism: Entelurus aequoreus (snake pipefish)
Lineage: Eukaryota; Metazoa; Chordata; Actinopteri; Syngnathiformes; Syngnathidae
Product: nucleotide sugar transporter SLC35D2-like
Exons: 12
Coding region: 80-1084 (334 amino acids)
Cellular component (GO): Golgi apparatus
Molecular function (GO): antiporter activity; GDP-fucose transmembrane transporter activity
Source: RefSeq, a predicted model, not a curated record